Messenger RNA from Brassica napus (rape), 906 nucleotides. RefSeq lists its product as uncharacterized. The coding region runs from base 1 to 906 and encodes 301 amino acids. The record is from RefSeq and is a predicted model, not a curated record. The transcript has a single exon. Lineage: Eukaryota; Viridiplantae; Streptophyta; Magnoliopsida; Brassicales; Brassicaceae.
AUGUCGGCUCUGGUUAUUGGUCAGCUUCAGGAGGCUGAAUCUUCCUCUAAAUUACCUCCGAAGCUUUUGGCUUGGGGUUGUUACCCAUUCAAAUUGCGUCUCAAUAUUUACUCGAAGGAUCACGUCAUCGGAACUAUUGCGUCUUGUCUCCAGGGUUCCCAAGACAUGGAGACUAUAAUGAGGUCUAAAUUUGGCAGGCUAUUUGAGUUGCAUGUUGCUUAUUGCCACAACUCUGCGAAGCUAAUAAACCGCUUCCUCUGCCGUCAGCUUCUUACCGUGCGCAAGUAUGAGCUUUGGUUCCACUUUGCGACUCAUCCUCUUCGCUUCUCACUGGAUGAGUUUCAACAGGUAGGGUUGAACUGCGGAGCAUUCUAUGAUGCCGAUUCUGAAGCAGAGAACGAUCCAGGUUCAACUAUGUGGCGCGAGCUUUUUGAUACAGCGCUUGGUGACAUUACAGUAUAUGACGUCCUUAAGAUGCUUCACAAUCCAUUUCUAGCACCCUGGAAACAUGUUCCUUUGGCUCUCAUUGUGCUGGUUGAUGGUGUCAUAUGUUGCAGUAAUAAAUGGCUCAAGCUGACCCCGGAGUAUGUUGAGAUGCUUUGCGACGUAGAGUACUUCUUGGAGUAUCUUUGCGGUAGAGAGUCGCUCUUGAAGACUUUACCGCGUUUGUUCCCGCCUUAUACAAGCGAAAACCCGCUGGGAGAAAUGCGGCACCGGUUAUCUCAACAGAAAUCAGCUGCCUAUGGAUUCCCUUUGGCUCUUCGGUUGUUCGCUUUUGAAGCGGUGCCUUUGCUGUUGUCAAAGAUUCCCAAUGCACAGUCCACCGAUAAUUUUUUAGUUGACCCUCUCGCUUGCGAGAACACUGUGUCAAUGAUAUUGUUACAGUCGAAGAAGAUCCAUAUGUAA